AUGUCGCAAGAUACGGGCUUGUUUAGCAUCAAGCGCCCCCGAGAGUCUCUGGCGCACUUUUCGGCUCUCCCUCAACCGUCGUCCGCCCUGAAGCGCACCAGCUCGAUCGGCGCCUUUGGGAACCCGCCUACUGCCCAGCACACACGCAUGUCGCUGUUGAACUCCGCCAGUCGCCCUCAACAGCCAAACUUCCAGCGUUCAUCUUCUGGAGGAGCUUUCGGAGCCGAUGCGGGUCUCUCCUCGGUGAGGCGUUCUGUCUCAAGCAAUAUCUUCCACGGGGCCAGCGCCGGCCGCCAAAGCUAUGCGCCGGGCUCCUUUUCUUCCAACCCUGCAUCCCAGAAUUUGCAGCGGAGGAGUAGUGUCUUCUCAAGGCCAUCCGCUGGUGUAGGAGGCGCUAUGGGUCACCAGUCAUUCUUCACACAGGUCCCUAACGCGGCUGGUGUCCCGCGGGACCCUCGACCCCUGAGGGACCGAUCUUUUCAAGCUCGGAUCGGCCAGGAGCUUCUAGAGUAUCUAACGCACAACAACUUCGAGCUAGAGAUGAAGCAUACUUUGGGUCAAAAUACCUUGAGGUCUCCAACCCAGAAAGAUUUCAAUUACAUCUUCCAGUGGCUGUACCAUCGCAUUGAUCCCGGCUACCGUUUUCAGAAAAGCAUGGAUGCAGAAGUACCGCCUAUUUUGAAGCAAUUGCGCUAUCCUUAUGAGAAGGGUAUCACAAAGUCACAGAUAGCAGCUGUCGGAGGUCAGAACUGGCCUACGUUCCUUGGUAUGCUGCAUUGGUUGAUGCAACUAGCCCAGAUGAUGGAUAGGUUUAUUAUGGGAGAAUACGAUGAGGCUUGCGCAGAAGCUGGUGUAGAUGUUUCAGGGGAUCGCAUCAUUUUCCGGUUCUUGACAGGGGCUUAUCAUGACUGGCUACAGGGCGGUGAGGACGAAGACGAUGAGACAGCCGGGCAGAGGCUAGUCCCUCACAUCGAAAUGAUGGCUCAAGAGUUUGAAAGGGGCAAUGAGAAGUACGUGCAAGAAGUGCAAGCCUUGGAAGCGGAAAAUCGUGCACUGCGCGAUCAGAUCGAAGAGAUGGAGAAGAGUGCUCCCGAUAUGGCCAAGCUAGACAAGCAUUUCAGGAUUUUGGAGGAUGACAAGAGGAAGUUUGAGGACUACAACCAGAAUGUCCAGGGGAAGAUUGAAAAAUACGAAAAUCGCAUUAAGUUCCUGGAGGAUGAGCUUCAGAAGACUGAGGCAGACCUGCAAGCGGCCGAAGACGAGCGGGCAGGACUCCAGUCCAGUGUCGACCGACAAGGCAUCACUAUCCAGGAUAUUGAUCGCAUGAAUACGGAACGCGAUCGUCUUCAAAAGAUCCUUGAUGAUACCAUGGGUCGACUUGAAGAGACGCAUAGCCGAGUGAUGGAGAAGGAAAAAGAGGCCAGCGAAAAGCUGGAGGCCCUCGAGGAAGUUGUCAAGGCCUACAACACAUUAGGCUAUCAAACUAGCCUGAUCCCUUCCUCUGCGGUCAAUGCGAAGGGCCAGGACUAUGAGCUCAGCCUCAACGUCAACGAAAGCAAUUUCUCCGCGUCGCAGAUUGGGUCCGCACCUAGCAGAAUAUCCCCGGAGGGCGAUCGACUGCUAGCAGAGCCAUUCACAGGUUAUCACCCGGCACAUUUACUGAGUCUGGACUUGCGGGGAACGGUCCGCAGCAGUCUGCAGACUCUGCGCAAGGACAUCAAUGAGCGACGAAAGCGCGCAGCAGAUGAUGAUUUGGAUCGGCGCAAUCUUUUGGAUAAUAUCAAGGAGGCCAUGGAUGAGAAGCGAAGCGAAGUGGAAGCUCUGGAACAUAGACGACGCGCUGCAGAAGAAGAAUUUGAGCGGACUAAAGAAAUUACUACUACACAGAAGCUUGCCUCCGAUGCUCAAAUCGAAAAGAUGGAGAAAGAGCUAGCCAAGAUGCGGGCUACUAUGAGUGAGAGCGUUCAACUCAUGGAGCAACGUGAGAUGAACACGAAUAUUGAGUAUGAGCAACUGACGCUCCGAGCGAAUGCGCUACGGGAGGAACUACACACCAACGUGGAAAGCAUGUUGAAUGAUGUGAUUCGAUUCAAAGUCCAUGUCCAAAAGGGCCUCGAAGACUACGAAGGUUUCGUUGUUGAUGAAGUCGAGCAGGAACUCGGAGGCGACAUGGUACCGGCGGAUGAUAUUCCUCCGGAGGAAGAAUUGUGA
This is a messenger RNA of Aspergillus oryzae RIB40, 2211 nucleotides long. Its product is annotated as kinetochore-associated Ndc80 complex subunit NDC80. Gene Ontology annotation, cellular component: Ndc80 complex. Lineage: Eukaryota; Fungi; Ascomycota; Eurotiomycetes; Eurotiales; Aspergillaceae. Gene Ontology annotation, biological process: attachment of mitotic spindle microtubules to kinetochore. The record is from RefSeq and is a predicted model, not a curated record. The coding region runs from base 1 to 2211 and encodes 736 amino acids. The transcript has 2 exons.